This is a messenger RNA of Pleurotus ostreatus (oyster mushroom), 3573 nucleotides long. RefSeq lists its product as uncharacterized. Gene Ontology annotation, cellular component: nucleus. Bases 1 to 3573 code for a protein of 1190 amino acids. Gene Ontology annotation, molecular function: DNA binding; ATP binding; ATP-dependent chromatin remodeler activity. The transcript has 12 exons. NCBI's taxonomy places the organism in Eukaryota, Fungi, Basidiomycota, Agaricomycetes, Agaricales, Pleurotaceae. The record is from RefSeq and is a predicted model, not a curated record.
AUGUAUACGAGCCCAGAGGCUAGCAUCGCUUCCAAUAAAAAACCGGGCUUUGAAAACCUGAAGUUCUCCAAGACUCACCUUUCGACUCCCUCAACACCGCCGCCGACGUCCUCAGCCACCAACGGGGUCGCCAGCACGUCGUCGGCAGCUCAACAGCCCACGCAAUCAAGAGACGCAACUCACCCAUCACGCUUUUUCGCUAGUCCCUCGACCUCAUACGGCAAUGUCCUCGUCCCAAGCUCAAGCCCACUAUCCUCUGAGACCGUUUAUCGACCUUACAACUCUCAUAGCUCAUCUUUUGAGCAUGACGUGGCACCAGUCGCUGGAGGAAGCCAUAGCGGCCAGUGGGGUAUGGCGAGGCCACCGUUUGGCAUGGACCCCCUGUCUGCGCCCAGUGGCUUCGUAUUGAAUGGAAACGCUUCGAACGCGACACUGCGCCGACCUUGGGGUGGAGAGGGCUCAGAUGGGGGAUAUGCGCGAGAUGAGGGACCCCCACGCAAGAAAUUCAAUCGUGGUCCUUCUAUUGACCCGACCGACGUCGUGAGUUCGCCAGGCUCACCAGAAAUUAGCCGUCUCUCUACGCGGAGGCGAAUCACCACAGGCGCACCAGACUCUCUUUCCCUUUCGUCUGAUGAGUCUAUGCCCGACAUCUCAACUGCCUUCGUGGCGCCCUCAAGGUCGCGUAUCGUCCGAGAGCGCCCUGGUCACGUCGCGCGUUCAUCUGUCGACCAGGCUGAUGACCCGAAAUUCAUCCAGUUCAAGAUCACGAACCCUUUAGAAGAUGCUUCUCGAGUGCGCGCCGCUUGGGAUCAAGCUCAUGGCGACUCCAAGCGUGCUACUGAUCUACUUGCCGACCCUCGUUGGUCGCCGAGUCAACCACCACCACAAGCACAUAAUGACCAAGGCCUAUUGCGAUUCAAGAUGACCAUGCCAGGCCACGAUCCAGCUCGCAUACAUGCAGCAUGGACCUCUGCUAGUGGUGACAUCAGAAAGGCUACCGACUACGUGCUGGAUUCAUCAUGGUCGCCGCCAUCGAAGUCACCAAGUAAACCUGUAGAAGACCUAGGGAAGGUGAAGGAGAUAGACGACGCUAAUAAAGCCCAGCGCGCUGCUAUUCGCGAGAAGGGGAAAAAAUCUGCUAUAUAUGCGAACAGAUCAUCUAUCCUUCCCAGCAAACCUCCAGUCCUUGCUACGACUCCACCCACUGUCAAAGUCGACAUCGACCUCACUGCCUCGCCUUUAUCCCCCAUCAUCGCAGCUCGCAGUAAACGUCCCAAACGCUUGGUUCUCGAAUCUGAUUCGGAUCUCACUGAAAGCGAGAAGGAAGAAGAUGAACCGGUCGAUUCAAGAUACAAGCAGGCGCUUGAUUAUUUCAACAGAUCGACACCUGAUGCAAUCGUUGAACUGACUGGUUGCACGAAGGCACAGGCCGAAGCAAUUGCAGAGCUCAGGCCGUUCGACUCAGUUGACGAUCUCAAUGAAAAACUGGGCCAAGGCAAGAAGAAGGCUGGGUCAGUGGGCAUUAGCUCUAGAUUGUUUGAAGAUUGCAGCAGAAUCUUCGAGGGAUAUGAUAAGGUCGACAAGAUCCUCGAAGAUUGCGAGAAGAUCGGCGUGCGUCUUAACGAUGCGAUUGCUCAGUGGGGUGCUGCGAUCAAAGGAAAGGGGAAGGAAGACCCAAGUAAUCCCAUCGAGGUGGAAGAAGGUGCUCUGAGCCUACGGUCGAUAGCUUCUAUCAAAGGCCGCAAACCCUUGGACUUCAUGUCUGACCAACCGUCCUUACUUUCGGAUUCCGUUCAACUCAAGGAGUAUCAACUCCUCGGUGUCAACUGGCUGAAUCUGUUGUACCGCAAUAAACUAAGUUGUAUAUUGGCAGACGAGAUGGGUCUCGGGAAAACCGUUCAAGUUAUCAGUUUCUUCGCGCAUCUCAAGGAGAAGGGACAGAAAGGACCUCACCUAAUCGUCGUACCUUCUUCUACACUUGAGAAUUGGUGUCGAGAGUUUGCCCGCUUCGCACCAUCAAUCUCCGUACAGACCUAUUACGCCGGUAAAGAAGAGAGACCACACCUACGCCAAACUCUGAGUGACACUCAAGCGUGCACGAGCGAAACAGGCGAGGGGUGGGAGGUCCUCAUAACGACCUACAAUUUGGCUCAAGGCGACGAGAAGGAUCGCAAGUUCUUUCGACGUAUCGAGUGGGACUGCUGCGUCUUCGACGAGGGUCAUGUUCUGAAGAACUUCCAGUCCCAACGCUACCAGGCACUGCUUAGGUUUGAUUCUCGAUGGAGGCUCCUUUUGACCGGGACUCCACUACAAAACAACUUGCAAGAGCUUGUGUCUCUCAUGAACUUCAUCCUGCCGGAGCAAUUCACCGAUGCGAUGGGCGAGCUGAGGGCCAUCUUCAAGGCCAAAGGUGACUCCAAGGUCACGCUCCUCGCCAAAUCGCGAGUGUCAAGAGCAAAGAAGAUGAUGACACCUUUCGUAUUGCGUCGGCGGAAGGACCAAGUGCUUAAGGAUCUCCCCAAGAAGACGGAGAGGAUUGAGUGGUGCGAGAUGACUAAGUUACAGAAGAAAAUCUACAUGGAUACCCUUAAGCGCUCGCGCAAGACGAUCUUCGACGCUGCUACCGACGCUAAAGCGGCUGAAGAUUCUGCACCCACUCCACCGGCUAAUGGCCGAGCAAGCAAGGCAGCGCCUAAGAAGGCCAAAGCGAAACCAAAGCCUCGAGGAAAAGACAAGAUGUACCUGGAGAACAGCUCCAACGUCCUUAUGGAUUUGCGCAAGGCCGCGUCGCACCCAAUGCUCUUCCGUACUCUGUUCACCGAUGAUAUGCUCUCGUCGAUAACUAGGCAGUUACUCAAGGAGCCUGACUUCAAGAAACGCGGAGCCUUAUUUGACCUUGUCAAGGAAGAUAUGUCGGUGAUGACAGAUGCAGAGCUUCAAAUAUUUGCCGCCACGUAUAAGUCAACGCGACGAUAUGUUCAGGACGAGAAGUGUUACGUCGAUGCGGGCAAAGUUUCUGUCCUCUUGAAGCUGCUAAAAGGGUAUGACGAAGAGGGCCGGAGAGUGUUAAUUUUCUCUCAGUUCACCCAAAUCUUGGAUAUCCUGCAAGCAAUUCUCAAUCAAAGGCAGAUCAAGUUCUUGAUCCUCACAGGCUCUACUCCCGUCGAUGCUAGACAAUCGUUAGUCGACGAGUUCACGGAGGACGAAUCCAUCAAGGUGUUUUUACUUUCCACGAAAGCGGGAAUGGGAAUCAAUCUUACCGCUGCAUCGGUCGUGAUAAUGUUCGACCAGGAUUUCAACCCACACAACGAUAAGCAAGCGCAGGACCGAGCAUACCGAAUAGGACAAAAACGAGACGUCGAUGUUGUCAAGCUUAUCACACGCGGAACUAUAGAGGAAGAUAUGCUAAAAUUAGGGCAAACCAAACUAGCAUUAGACGAGGCCGUCGCUGGCGACUCAGACGAGAAGGAGGAGACUGCUCAGGAGCGAGAAAUCAAGAUGUCCCUCAUGAACGUUCUACGACAACAACUCGAGCAGGCGCAGGAUGAUGGGUCGGACAUGGACACUGCAUAG